Sphaeramia orbicularis (orbiculate cardinalfish) is the source of this 1002-nucleotide messenger RNA. RefSeq names its product androgen-dependent TFPI-regulating protein. The transcript is spliced from 6 exons. NCBI's taxonomy places the organism in Eukaryota, Metazoa, Chordata, Actinopteri, Kurtiformes, Apogonidae. The coding region runs from base 185 to 871 and encodes 228 amino acids. The record is from RefSeq and is a predicted model, not a curated record. Gene Ontology annotation, cellular component: membrane; endomembrane system.
CCUGUUGUCUGAAACGUCUUGAAAAGCCCAUGGUGCAGAACACUAAUCUGUAAAAAGCCUCCACUGAGUCUGAAGGGAAACUCUGACCGCACUACAACAGUGGAUUUAAAGUAGUUUACAGUAGAUUUCAUUUAUUUUACAGUACAUUUUAUUUAUUUCCUGUAUUUUUCAGUGACAUUUCAGAAUGUCCCCGACCCUGAGGACGGUGUUCCACCUCUGUGCGUUCAGCUGGUACGCUUUUGUGGUUCAAAGUAUGGCUGCGAAGGAUGGAGAGGAGCUGCCCAAAGGAAUCUUUGUUUAUGGAGGACCGUGGAAGUAUCUGACAUUCCUGAACCUGCUGCUGCAGAUGGCGUUCUUCGGCCUGGCUGCAGUGAAUGAUCUUCAACCGGGGAAGACGUGUGGGAGUUCCCUGAACAGAUGGAAAGACCGUCUGUUUGCUGUUUUCGCCUUCCCAGUGGGCAUGUUUGUCGUUGUGCUCUUCUGGUCCAUCUUCGCCUACGACAGAGAGUUGGUCUACCCGGCAUCUAUCGACGCUUUCUUCCCUCCUUGGAUGAACCACGCCAUGCACACAUUCGUCCUUCCCGUUCUACUUGGAGAAGUCUUGGUACAACCUCACAUUUAUCCCAACAUUAAACACGCUUUGACAGCGCUGGGCGUCGUGGGUUUGUCAUAUUUAUCCUGGAUCAUAUGGGUUUACAUGUCGGUGGGCAUUUGGGUUUACCCCCUCCUCGGACACUUCAGCUCUGCAGGUCUGAUGGGCUUUUUCUUCUUUAACAUGUCAGUGGUGACUUUACUCUACGUCUUAGGAGACAAACUCAACAGCCACGUAUGGGGUAAAGACAUGAGUGAAACAACAGUAAAAGUAAAAUGAUCCUCAGAUUCUUAAAGGAGUGACUGACAUACAAACAUAUCCUCUUUUUCAUAUAAAUGUUACAGUAAUAAAAGUGUUUUUAAGUAAAUUAAAUUAAAUCAACACUAAUAAAGAAAGAUCCAUUCACAUCA